Molecule: messenger RNA, 1024 nt
Organism: Cuscuta europaea
Lineage: Eukaryota; Viridiplantae; Streptophyta; Magnoliopsida; Solanales; Convolvulaceae
Source: the annotation of a GenBank genome assembly
UGAAACUCAAUUCAUCUUACCACUCCAGUUCCCUUAAAGAACUUUCAAGAUUUUCCACUCAUGGGCUGCUCAAAGGAGCAACUGAUGACCUAUUUAAAGGAUCUCCAAAUUGAUUUUGAACAAUAUGAGCACCCUGUUGUAUUGACUGUUGAUACUCAGGAAAAUAUGUUGGACAUUUGAAUGAUGCACUGAGUAAAAAUCUGUUCUUGAAGGAUAAGAAGCAUAGAUUUUAUAUUGUUUCUGCAUUGGCAGACACCAGAAUAGACUUGAAAAUUCUAGCUCAGAGGCUCGGAUUGGGAAAAGGAGGUUUGAGGAUGGCCCCGGAGGAUUCACUGACAGGGAUACUUCAGGUAUGUGUUACUCCAUUCACGCUUUAUAAUGAAUCUGCAAGGGAUGUCUCUUUAUUAUUAGACCAAGGGAUGAGAAUAAAGGAGCGUUGCUUCUUCCACCCACUUUCUAUUGAUGUGAGCAUUGCUAUUAACACAAGUGAUCUUGAUAAGUUUUUGAGUUCAAUUGGAAAGCCAUCAAACUAUGUUGAUCUGGAUGAUAACCCACCAGUCGGGAAGGAUCAACCUCCUGAUCUUGCUAAUGUUGUUCCAUCUGAUGUCCCGACACUGCCUGAUAAUAUGGAGAAGUCAGCUACCUCAGUGGUUCCUGAGAAGAAGGAUCAUGUUGCUGCCGAUAUAAAAGCAGAGGUUAAACCAAAAAAUGCCAAGGCAGCUAAUAAUUCUAAGAAAGAUACUUUGAGUAAUUCACUGGGCUCUGCACCUACUUUUAUUGACCCCAAAAAAUUCGUUGAAGACAUCCUUGGAAAGGUGUCGAAUGUAGUUCUUUGCGAGGUCAACAAUGAGAAUAUCAACCAGUAUGGUGACCAACUUGGCUCUAUAGUUUCAAACAAUAUCAAGAGGCACCUUAGAGCUGAAAUGCAAAACAUUGUUACAAUGUUCAAGAACACUGCAUACACAGAUGGGUUUCAUGCCGGCAUCCACAGUCAACGUAAUCGAAUGUAAAUGUGUUUCUAAUG